UUGCAGUUGUAUUAUAAAUAGAUAGGGAUUACCACACUAGAGAAUGGCCGCCAUUGUAGUUUCUUUAGCUUCAUCUUCCUCCCGGUCUCUUUCCCUUCUCCGCAUUCCAUCCAUCGCUUUCUCUUCUUACACCCUUUUCACAAAGUUACCAUCUUUUCCUCUCUUGGGUCUCUCGCCUGCCGUCCCAUCCUUGCGUUCUCACAGAGGAAAACGAAUGGCGCACGUCCUUGCUCAAGCUACUCUCGGUCUUACGCAACCUAAUCUCAUCGAAUCCCACAAGAUCUCGUUUGCUGCGAAAGAGAUCGAUCUGGUUGAAUGGAAAGGAGACAUACUUGCAGUGGCUGUGACUGAAAAAGACUUGGCUAAAGAUGAAAGUUCGAAAUUCCAGAACUCGAUCCUGAACAAACUAGAUUCCCGUCUAGGUGGGUUAUUGGCCGAAGCUUCUUUAGAAGAGGAUUUUACUGGGAAAUCUGGGCAGAGUACAGUUCUUCGACUUCCGGGUCUUGGAUCGAAAAGAGUUGGACUGAUCGGGAUUGGUAAUAAUUCUUCAUCCACUGCUGCUUACCGAAGUCUUGGUGAAUCUGUAGCUGCAGCUGCAAAGGCUGCUAAGGCCAGCAAUGUUGCAGUUGUGCUUGCAUCUCCUGAUGCACUAUCGGCUGAAUCAAAACUUUCUACUGCUUCUGCAAUUGUCUCUGGUACCGUGCUGGGGACUUUUGAAGAUAGUAGGUUUAAAUCUGAUUCAAAGAAACCAACUCUCAAAUCUGUGGACAUUUUUGGUCUUGGAACUGGACCCGAGUUGGAGAAGAAGCUGAAAUACGCAGAAGAUGUUUGUUCAGGGAUAAUUCUUGGAAGAGAACUCGUAAAUUCGCCUGCCAAUGUGCUUACCCCAGCUGUAUUAGCAGAAGAGGCUUCAAAGAUUGCCUCCACUUACAGUGAUGUUUUUACUGCAACGAUCUUGGAUGAAGAAAAAUGCAAAGAAUUGAAAAUGGGUUCAUAUCUUGGUGUUGCUGCUGCUUCCACAAAUCCUCCUCGUUUUAUUCACUUGUGCUACAAACCACCUAGUGGUCAAGUGAAGACCAAGUUGGCAUUGGUGGGCAAAGGCUUGACCUUUGACAGUGGAGGCUACAACAUCAAGACAGGACCGGGUUGCUCUAUUGAGCUUAUGAAGUUUGAUAUGGGCGGGUCAGCUGCAGUCUUUGGUGCUGCUAAAGCUCUUGGUCAGAUUAAGCCUGAAGGAGUUGAGGUUCAUUUCAUUGUUGCUGCUUGUGAGAAUAUGAUUAGUGGAACAGGUAUGAGACCUGGAGACAUCUUGACAGCAUCAAAUGGAAAGACAAUUGAGGUCAAUAACACUGAUGCUGAAGGUAGACUUACCCUUGCGGAUGCUUUGGUGUAUGCCUGUAACCAAGGCGUUGAGAAGAUUGUUGAUCUAGCAACAUUAACUGGAGCCUGUGUAGUUGCUCUUGGACCAACAAUUGCAGGUGUAUUUACACCUAGCGAUGAUCUUGCAAAAGAGGUGAUAUCUGCUUCAGAAGCUGCGGGCGAGAAGCUUUGGAGGAUGCCUAUAGAAGAAAGCUAUUGGGAAUCCAUGAAAUCGGGAGUAGCUGAUAUGGUCAAUACUGGUGGUCGACCUGGUGGAGCUAUAACUGCAGCACUUUUCUUGAAGCAGUUUGUUGAUGAGAAGGUUCAGUGGAUGCACAUUGACUUGGCCGGGCCAGUCUGGAACGACAAGAAGAAAGCUGCCACUGGAUUUGGGGUUUCCACUUUGGUAGAAUGGGUCAUCAGCAACUCAUCAUCAAAAAAUUGAUCUUGAUGGCCAUUUUAAACAAAACUUACUUGAUCUUGUUCCUGGUUGCUGGAUUAUGUGAAUAAAAUUGCUAAUAAUUGAGAUCAAGAUGGAUUUUGUUUCAGUAAAAACAAUAUUUAAUUGCCAUGAAAUCUGAACAAAAGGGUUUAUCCAUAUUUUUUUGUUUACAACAACUUUUACUUGAGAAAAAAGUUUUUAAGUUUAUUUUU
Molecule: messenger RNA, 2013 nt
Organism: Impatiens glandulifera
Lineage: Eukaryota; Viridiplantae; Streptophyta; Magnoliopsida; Ericales; Balsaminaceae
Product: leucine aminopeptidase 1-like
Exons: 10
Coding region: 44-1804 (586 amino acids)
Biological process (GO): proteolysis
Cellular component (GO): cytoplasm
Molecular function (GO): manganese ion binding; metalloaminopeptidase activity
Source: RefSeq, a predicted model, not a curated record